AUGACAUCUUCCAACGUCGCUCUAUUCGUGGUUGCCGUUCUCGUGUUCGGGACAACCGUCAACUCUCAGUCAGUGUACCAGCAGACCUACGGACAGGGUGUCUACUCCCAAUACCCAAGGAGUUCCGUCUCUAUUUGGAUUAUACCAAUUGUCCUAGUCGUUCUGGUCGUGGUACUGAUUCCAUCAUUGGUCGGAAGUUCCUGGAUUAUGGUUGACAAAAUGAAAACACGUCCACCUACACCGACCACCUCGACUACGACUAUGACUACACCGAGCACGUCGAUACCGACUACUUCGACCACAACUAUGACUACAACUACCACACCUGAUGGAAGUGGAUAAGGGAGAUAAUUAAGACAACUGGCUGAGAUUUUAAACCCGGAAAUGUAGCAGAGUACUGAUGAAUAAAAAAUGAUAACGUUUUGUGUUGAAAUGUGUUGAAUUUUGAAAUUAUGACUUUCAAUAAUUUCCUCUGAAUAGUACGUACAAAUCAUGAAUGUAGAAACUAUUUCAACAAUGUUGGUUGUUAUCACAUAUAAACUCUCGCUUGUAACGCA
Molecule: messenger RNA, 557 nt
Organism: Magallana angulata
Lineage: Eukaryota; Metazoa; Mollusca; Bivalvia; Ostreida; Ostreidae
Product: probable transcription-associated protein 1
Exons: 2
Coding region: 1-342 (113 amino acids)
Source: RefSeq, a predicted model, not a curated record